Messenger RNA from Rhopalosiphum padi (bird cherry-oat aphid), 1359 nucleotides. Its product is annotated as probable inactive peptidyl-prolyl cis-trans isomerase-like 6. NCBI's taxonomy places the organism in Eukaryota, Metazoa, Arthropoda, Insecta, Hemiptera, Aphididae. Gene Ontology annotation, biological process: protein peptidyl-prolyl isomerization. The transcript has 7 exons. Gene Ontology annotation, molecular function: peptidyl-prolyl cis-trans isomerase activity. The record is from RefSeq and is a predicted model, not a curated record. Bases 25 to 1359 code for a protein of 444 amino acids.
UUUAAAAUCAUUACGUCAACUAAAAUGAACAUACAAGUUGUAGGGUGUAUAUUAUCUAAUUCUUUUCAUUUAACUAAAUAUAUAUUACUUAAUUUGGUGAAACAUCGGCACGAUUUAAUUAAUAAAUAUGUUAUUAAAGGUGUUAUGGACAUUGAAUGGACGAGAUGUUUAUGGAAAAUAAAUCAAAUUCUCGGUGGUGUGAAACGUCAAAAUACUGUAGCAAUAUUUAUCAAUGAAAACUAUAUAGGCAAUUGUAUAGAAUUUCAAAAUUAUAUGAGCUUCAAAUACAAUAUUACUAUGAGUGUGUGGUCUCUGAAUUAUAAACAACUUGCAUUGAUUGAUGUUGAAAAUUAUUAUAAUAAUGAUAAAUCGACAUUUGUACGUAUGGUUUUUGAAGUUAACAAUUGGGAAAUUGGUCACGUCGUUUUUGCUUUGUUUGAUAAAUUAGUUCCAAAAACAUGUAAAUAUUUCAAACAAUUAUGUAAUAAUAAAAUUGAAGGAUACUUAAAUAGUUCUGUUCACAGGAUCGAUAUAAAUAAUGGUUUUAUUCAAGCCGGGCGAAUCAUAAAUCAAAUUGCGUAUUUAAAAAAAGAAAACUUCUUAGUCAGUCAUGAUAGAAGAGGUGUGCUGUCAUUAGCUAGUAGACAAACAUAUUUCAAUGGUCCGGAAUUUAUUAUUAGUUUUCAACCAAAUCCUUGGAUGAAUAAUAAAUAUGUAGCGUUUGGACAUGCUGUCGAGGGCGAGAAAACCUUAAAAUUAAUUGAGAAAUUGUCGAACGCACAUGAAAUCUGUAACCAACAAAUACGUAUAACUUCCUGUGAUGUACUACUAAACUGCAAUACUCGUUCAGUCGUUGAAACAAAAUUAGAUACAUUUUUAUAUUCUAUUAUUGACAAAAUUAUACUCAAAGCUAUGUAUAUAAAUUCAUACGGCAAACCCAGACCUCUCCAUAAACCCAUCAUCACAAAUCUUCAGUACAUAGAAUCGAUUAUUCAGACCAUAACAACCAAUGUUAUGAGUAAAAUUAAAGACUUUGCACAAUCUCAAGAAAAUAUACCAUUUAAGGAUUAUUCAAAACUACCUGGUUCUAUUCCGAGCGCGCCAUCUAUCUGCAAGGAUGAAAUAAAAAAACAUUCACUCAUAAAGUUGACGCCAUAUUAUAUUGGUUUCAAUGGAACUACAAGUAACAUACACAAAAUUGAUAAAACUAUGUUGACAAUUAAAUCAAAACAGCCAAAACAUACGGGAGCUUGCAGUAAAAUAAAAAUCGACAAAAAUGUCAAGUAUGGUAUAAAUUUACCAACAAAUCAUAAGGACUAUUGGAAAUAUAAAAAAAUUUAUAACUGCAUUGCCAAUUGA